Messenger RNA from Patiria miniata (bat star), 1422 nucleotides. RefSeq lists its product as uncharacterized. The transcript is spliced from 9 exons. Bases 1 to 1422 code for a protein of 473 amino acids. Lineage: Eukaryota; Metazoa; Echinodermata; Asteroidea; Valvatida; Asterinidae. Gene Ontology annotation, cellular component: external side of plasma membrane. The record is from RefSeq and is a predicted model, not a curated record. Gene Ontology annotation, biological process: T cell costimulation; cell surface receptor signaling pathway; cellular response to lipopolysaccharide.
AUGAAUCAGUUGUACGCGUUGAUUUGUAUCUGCGUGUUUGGUGCCGCAUGCCACCUUUCUUGUGGAAUGGGAAUUACUGAGACGACGUCAAUGUUCAACGGGAUAAUAGGAGGAGGUAUCGCCUUGGAAUGCUUCGUCAAAAGUGUUCCAUUCGGCUUUCCGAAUAUUAACUUCAAGUGGUUGCUUGGAAACAAACCCUUGCACGAUGUGUGCACAGAAGAGGGCAACACUAAGACAGGGAAGUAUGACUAUCACCAUGACAACCACGGUUGCAACUUGACGAUUAACAGCCUCGAGUUAACUGACGAGGGGUGCUACAGAUGCGAAGCUCAAUAUUCGGCUACGACGGUGUGGAAGAAUUCAACCUUGACUGUUAAUGCUCCACCUAAUGAUGUGUGCAUCAUCAACGCCACUACCGGCGAAAUUUAUAGCGGAGACGUGAACGUCGGACCGGACACCGACCAGACCUUUACCUGCCUGGCCACAGACACCAAACCCCCGGCAGUAAUCACCUGGACAUUCGCUGGAAAGAACACAAGCGGCAAGACGAGGGUAGUUGGGACGAGAUUGCACAACACAAGCAGCACGUUUACAGUGCCGUCGUUUCAGCCUGGUCAGCGGGAGAAUCUAACGUGCACGGCAACUGGGGCGGGAGGAAAGGUGGUCACGAAUAUUCGGUUGCUCAGCCAACAUCAAAAAUCAGACCCCUCGAUGCAGAGUCAGAUGUCUUUGAUCUUCAUUGCAGUUGGUAUAGCAGCUGCACUUCUGCUUGUUCUUGUAGCGGCGAUUGUCUGCUGGAAACGCCAAAGGGAUAACGUUCCUUCCGAUGGAAACCAGCCUGUAGUUCACUACACACGGACUGGCCCCGACAGGCCCACGGCGUCUGUGAGUCCUGUCUUGAGCACAGUCGUGGGACCAUCAGAUGCAGGAAAUAUCUACGAAGAAAAUACGUUCCUUCCGAGUAGCCAGUCGCCUCCUGCUGCCACAACGCCCUCUAUCAGUAGCAUUCAAGCAGCAAGGAACUUCCGACGUUACAAUCCCGGCAAUAGGGAAGUUGAGACUGUUGUCCUCCCUGGUCCCCCGGUGGAGCAAAGCGAUAUGCCGACUACCAGCAACCAACAACCCGCCACCAUUAUUUCUAAGGAAGUUCUCAUGUACGCAGACCUCCAUCACACCAAGACACACCCAUUGGGCGUCCCGCCCAUCCGCACUGAGCCUCCCACCCAGUACGCAGACAACGACAACUUCCUGAUAUCAACUCCUGUCGAGAUCCCACCUCUUUUCAGAGACGACGCACCCAGCUUGGGUGUAGAGGGGCAGAGUGUGGAUGAUUUGGAGGAAGGGGGCAAGGAAGAGAGAGCUCCGCCCCGCCCCCUUCGCGGCAACCCGAUCCCUUAUCUGGUACGGGAUUGGCAGAUGUAG